UAGCGGCGGCGGCGGCGCGGCCACAGCACCUUGCAGCCUCAGUGAAGAGAGGGCGGCCCGGCAGGACCGGCCCACACGGACUUGCGUACCCGACACCCUCCUGAGAAGCUCUUCCCUCGCCGCGUCCUCGUUUCCCGGGGUGCCCACGGCUGGCUGACAGCUUCGCAGUAUGAGGUGAAGCCGUGACGGACAGUUUCAGGUUUGAAAACACAAUGGCAGGAAACAGCCUUGUUCUACCCAUUGUUCUUUGGGGCCGAAAAGCACCAACACAUUGUAUCUCAACAGUACUUUUAACUGAUGAUGGGACCACGCUUGUAACAGGAUGCCAUGAUGGACAGAUAUGUCUUUGGGACCUUUCAGUAGAAUUAGAAGUUAAUCCUCGAGCACUGUUGUUUGGUCAUACAGCUUCAAUCACUUGUUUGUCUAAAGCUUGUUCUUCUAGUGACAAACAGUAUAUUGUCAGUGCAUCUGCAAGUGGGGAGAUGUGCCUGUGGGAUGUGAAUGAUGGCCGAUGUAUUGAAUUUACAAAAUUAGCUUGCACACAUACUGGCAUACAGUUCUACCAGUUCUCUGUUGGAAAUCAGCGUGAAGGAAGGCUUUUAUGCCAUGGACAUUAUCCUGAAAUACUCGUUGUGGAUGCUACCAGCCUUGAGGUGUUGUACUCCUUAGUCUCAAAGAUAUCACCUGACUGGAUUAGCUCCAUGAGUAUUAUUCGAUCCCACCGGACCCAAGAGGACACAGUGGUGGCACUCUCCGUGACAGGCAUAUUGAAGGUGUGGAUUGUUACCUCUGAAAUGAGUGGCAUGCCGGACACUGAGCCAAUAUUUGAGGAAGAAUCUAAACCAAUUUAUUGUCAGAAUUGCCAAAGCAUCUCUUUUUGUGCAUUCACACAAAGGUCACUUUUGGUUGUGUGCUCCAAAUAUUGGAGGGUAUUUGAUGCUGGAGACUAUUCCCUGUUAUGUUCAGGUCCUAGUGAAAAUGGACAAACAUGGACUGGAGGGGACUUUGUGUCAGCUGAUAAAGUGAUCAUCUGGACUGAAAAUGGGCAAAGCUAUAUUUACAAACUUCCUGCCAGUUGCCUUCCUGCUAGUGAUUCGUUUCGUAGUGAUGUGGGAAAAGCAGUUGAAAAUUUAAUUCCUCCAGUACAACAUAGCCUCUUGGAUAGAAAAGAUAAAGAGUUGCUUAUUUGUCCUCCUGUUACUCGGUUCUUCUAUGGAUGCAAGGAAUAUUUCCAUAAGCUAUUAAUUCAAGGUGAUUCUUCUGGAAGGUUAAAUAUUUGGAAUAUAUCAGACACUGCUGAUAAACAGGAAGGUGAAGAAGGGCUGAAAAUGACAACUUCUAUUAGUUUGCAAGAGGCAUUUGAUAAGCUGAAUCCUUGUCCUGCUGGAAUUAUAGAUCAGCUAAGUGUGAUUCCCAACAGUAAUGAGCCUCUUAAAGUAACUGCAAGUGUGUACAUCCCAGCACAUGGCCGCCUUGUUUGUGGCCGCGAAGAUGGAAGCAUAAUCAUUGUACCUGCCACACAGACGGCCAUUGUACAGCUACUGCAGGGAGAACACAUGCUUAGAAGAGGUUGGCCACCUCACAGAACACUUCGUGGUCAUCGGAACAAAGUCACAUGUUUGCUAUAUCCUCAUCAGGUCUCAGCUCGCUAUGAUCAAAGAUAUCUGAUAUCUGGAGGUGUGGAUUUUUCCGUCAUAAUUUGGGACAUAUUUUCUGGAGAAAUGAAACAUAUCUUCUGUGUUCAUGGUGGUGAGAUUACUCAACUUCUAGUUCCACCUGAAAACUGUAGUGCAAGAGUGCAGCACUGUGUCUGCUCUGUGGCCAGUGACCACUCAGUAGGACUUCUGAGUUUGCGAGAGAAAAAAUGCAUCAUGCUGGCCUCCCGCCACCUUUUCCCUAUUCAAGUAAUCAAGUGGAGGCCCUCUGAUGAUUACCUCGUAGUGGGAUGUUCAGAUGGCUCUGUGUAUGUCUGGCAAAUGGACACUGGUGCAUUGGAUCGUUGUGUGAUGGGGAUAACGGCUGUUGAGAUACUGAAUGCUUGUGAUGAGGCAGUUCCUGCUGCCGUAGAUUCACUUAGUCAUCCAGCCAUCAACCUCAAACAAGCUAUGACAAGACGUAGUCUUGCUGCCCUUAAAAAUAUGGCUCAUCAUAAGCUACAAACACUUGCUACUAACCUUUUGGCUUCUGAGGCAUCUGAUAAGGGGAAUUUACCUAAAUAUUCUCACAACUCCCUGAUGGUUCAAGCAAUAAAGACAAACUUAACAGACCCGGACAUACAUGUGCUUUUCUUUGAUGUGGAAGCGUUGAUUAUUCAACUCCUGACUGAGGAAGCCUCUAGGCCGAAUACUGCUCUUAUUUCCCCUGAGAAUUUGCAAAAAGCAUCUGGCAGUUCAGACAAAGGGGGCUCUUUUCUAACUGGAAAACGAGCAGCAGUUCUUUUCCAACAAGUGAAAGAAACUAUCAAGGAGAACAUAAAAGAACACCUACUGGAUGAGGAAGAGGAGGAUGAGGAGAUAUUGAGGCAAAGAAGGGAAGAAAGUGACCCUGAAUAUCGGGCCAGCAAAUCCAAGCCAUUAACCCUAUUAGAGUAUAAUUUAACUAUGGACACUGCGAAAUUGUUUAUGUCCUGCCUUCAUGCCUGGGGUUUAAAUGAAGUUUUGGAUGAAGUUUGUCUUGAUCGCCUUGGAAUGCUGAAACCACAUUGCUCAGUGUCAUUUGGCCUCUUAUCGAGAGGAGGUCAUAUGUCAUUGAUGCUUCCUGGUUAUAAUCAGGCUGCUUGUAAACUACUCCAUGGGAAGGCAGAAAUAGGAAGGAAGCUGUCAACCUCUGAGGGAGUAGGAAAGGGAACUUAUGGCGUGUCUCGAGCAGUCACCACCCAACAUCUCCUAUCUAUCAUAUCUUUGGCGAAUACCUUAAUGAGUAUGACCAACGCAACUUUCAUUGGUGAUCAUAUGAAGAAGGGCCCAGCCAGGCCACCUAGACCAAGCACCCCAGACCUUUCUAAGGCAAAGGGUUCCCCUCCAACUUCCAGUAAUAUUGUACAAGGACAGAUUAAACAAGGAUGGAGUCAGUUAGCUGCUAUGCAUUGUGUAAUGUUACCAGACCUGCUGGGACUGGAUAAAUUUAGGCCUCCACUUCUGGAGAUGCUGGCUCGAAGGUGGCAAGAUCGAUGCUUGGAGGUUAGAGAAGCUGCACAGGCUCUGCUUCUGGCCGAGCUGAGAAGAAUUGAGCAAGCAGGACGAAAGGAAGCCAUCGAUGCCUGGGCUCCUUAUUUACCUCAAUAUAUGGACCAUGUCAUAUCACCUGGAGUUACAGCAGAAGCCAUGCAGACCAUGACCACUGCUCCUGAUACCUUGGGACAGGAAACCAAAGUCCCAGAAGAAGAACAUGACCUUGUGGAUGAUGACAUCACCACUGGUUGUUUAUCAAGUGUCCCACAAAUGAAGAAAAUUUCUACAUCUUAUGAGGAAAGACGGAAACAAGCUACUGCGAUCGUUUUACUAGGCGUUAUAGGAGCUGAAUUUGGUGCUGAAAUUGAGCCUCCCAAACUGCUGACCAGGCCCCGGAGCUCUAGUCAGAUUCCUGAAGGAUUUGGUUUGACUAGUGGAGGAUCCAACUACUCACUGGCCAGGCAUACAUGCAAGGCCCUGACAUUUCUUCUGCUACAGCCUCCAAGCCCCAAACUUCCCCCACACAGCACCAUCCGGAGAACAGCCAUCGACCUGAUUGGGAGAGGAUUCACAGUGUGGGAGCCUUACAUGGAUGUGUCUGCUGUUCUCAUGGGACUGCUGGAGCUCUGCGCAGAUGCUGAGAAACAACUUGCCAACAUCACAAUGGGACUGCCUCUGAGCCCAGCAGCUGACUCCGCCCGCUCGGCCAGGCAUGCCCUCUCCCUCAUCGCCACUGCCAGACCACCCGCCUUCAUCACCACCAUUGCCAAAGAGGUCCAUAGACAUACAGCUCUUGCAGCAAAUACUCAAUCACAGCAGAAUAUACACACUACAACCCUUGCAAGAGCAAAAGGAGAAAUCCUGAGAGUUAUUGAAAUUCUUAUUGAAAAGAUGCCUACGGAUGUUGUGGAUCUUCUUGUGGAGGUUAUGGACAUCAUUAUGUACUGCCUUGAAGGAUCCUUAGUUAAGAAGAAAGGACUUCAAGAGUGUUUUCCAGCUAUCUGCAGGUUCUACAUGGUCAGCUAUUACGAGAGGAAUCACAGAAUAGCCGUUGGAGCGCGCCAUGGUUCAGUGGCCCUAUACGACAUCCGGACUGGAAAAUGUCAGACCAUCCAUGGACACAAGGGACCAAUCACUGCAGUGUCCUUUGCGCCUGAUGGACGAUAUCUUGCCACCUAUUCCAACACUGACAGCCACAUUUCUUUCUGGCAGAUGAACACGUCGCUCCUGGGAAGCAUCGGCAUGCUGAACUCGGCCCCGCAGCUGCGCUGCAUCAAAACCUACCAGGUGCCGCCCGUGCAGCCCGCGUCCCCCGGCUCGCACAACGCGCUCCGACUUGCCCGGCUCAUCUGGACCUCCAACCGCAACGUCAUCCUCAUGGCCCACGACGGCAAGGAGCACCGCUUCAUGGUCUAGUUCCUUCCCUGGGCCCCGGCCUGCCGCCCCCCUCCGGGCCGGGCCGGGCCGGGCCGGGCCGGGGCUGCUCACCUGUGCAUGCUUCUUGGGGAUCGA
Dipodomys ordii (Ord's kangaroo rat) is the source of this 4682-nucleotide messenger RNA. RefSeq names its product WD repeat domain 7 (gene Wdr7). NCBI's taxonomy places the organism in Eukaryota, Metazoa, Chordata, Mammalia, Rodentia, Heteromyidae. Gene Ontology annotation, cellular component: cytoplasm. The record is from RefSeq and is a predicted model, not a curated record. Bases 213 to 4586 code for a protein of 1457 amino acids. Gene Ontology annotation, molecular function: protein binding. The transcript is spliced from 27 exons.